AUGCUGCAGCUGGACCGAGCUGCGUCACACACGGUCCCCAGUCGUCACAGCACAGCGACCCCACCACCGACCAACAGCAACAUGUACAAGCUGGUGAUCCUGCCCCUGCUGUUCGCCGCCGUGUCGGCCGGCUACCUGGGCGCCCCCGCCGUCGCCUCCUACGCCGCCGCCCCCGUGGCCUACGCCGCCCCCGCCGUGGCUGCCUACGCCGCCCCCGCCGCCGUGUCCUACGCCAACACCUACAAGGCUCCCCCUGCGCGCCUGGCCUACGCCGCCGCCCCCGUGGCUUACGCCGCCCCCGCUGCCUAUGCCGCCCCCGCCUACGCCGCCUACGCCGCCCCCGCCGUCGUCAAGACAUUCCCUUACUUGACUUCCCUGGUCCUGUUCGUCUCUGCUGGCUCGCUGUCGACGGGGUCGGCAUUGACCCGCGCCGGGUCGACGGCCUGGGACAUAUAUACCCCGGCGGUCCCCGCCAGUCCACUCACAGCGACGAAGACCACGUCCGCCGACCACAACAUGCUGCUCCUGGUGAUACUGCCUCUGCUCUUCGCAACUGUAUCGUGCGAUAGCCUGGUUCCUCCUGCUGUGAUUGCACAUCCUGCCAUCUCUUACCACAACACCUACAAGGCACCUCAGAGGCACCACGUGGUCGCAGCCACUGCCACCUAUCCAGCCACUUACGCCGCUUCUGCUCCCAUAGUGGCCGCUAAUGCUCCCGUAGUUGCAGCUCACAGUCCUUUAGUGGCAGCUCAUAGUCCUUUAGUGGCAGCUCAUAGUCCUCUUUCGGUUGCUCACACUCCCUUAGUAGGUGCCGCUUCAGCGAUAUCCUACCACAACACCUACAAGGCACCUCAGAGGCACCACGUAGCAGCCCCUGCGACCUAUCCAGCCACUUAUGCCGCUACUGCUCCUGUAGUUGCAGCUCAUAGUCCUUUAGUGGCAGCUCAUAGUCCUCUUUCGGUUGCUCACACUCCCUUAGUAGGUGCCGCUUCAGCGAUAUCCUACCACAACACCUACAAGGCACCUCAGAGGCACCACAUAGCAGCCCCUGCCACCCAUCCUGCCACAUACGCCGCCGCUGCGACCUAUCCUGCCACAUACGCCGCUACUGCUCCCGUAUUGGCCAGCCACGCCCCCUUAGCAGCUGCUCACGGUUCCUUGGCCGGCGUACACGCCUCCGCGCUGGGCGUUCCUUCUGCCAUCUCCUAUCACAACACCUACAAGGUCUCACAGUCACGCCAUGCUGUCCGUUCUCCAGCAGUAUAGCAUGAAUGUGUCACAUUACUAAUGUAAUUUUGUAUAUAUUUUGAUUUACAUAAUAAAUUAAACAUGUAAAUAUG
Messenger RNA from Bacillus rossius redtenbacheri, 1340 nucleotides. RefSeq names its product adhesive plaque matrix protein-like. The record is from RefSeq and is a predicted model, not a curated record. The transcript is spliced from 5 exons. Lineage: Eukaryota; Metazoa; Arthropoda; Insecta; Phasmatodea; Bacillidae. Bases 1 to 1266 code for a protein of 421 amino acids.